This is a messenger RNA of Paramuricea clavata, 5718 nucleotides long. NCBI's taxonomy places the organism in Eukaryota, Metazoa, Cnidaria, Anthozoa, Malacalcyonacea, Plexauridae. The record is from the annotation of a GenBank genome assembly.
CGUGGAAAUGACGCUAGCUGCGUGGUUCACGAACUUCAAAGGUCCCGACACGUGUUCGUCUCGGGAAACAUUGAGAUUCUCGGACCGAAGAUAUAGCGUCUUCAAUCAUUGUCCUGAGUUCAUUAAUUUCAAGAAAUAAAUCAGUUUUGCAACGAUGCGUUAUUGCAGUACUCGUGGUCAAGUGAAUAAUAAAUCUUUUGAAGAGAUAUUAUUUAAUAAUUUCACUUCAAAUGGAGGCAUGUUUAUGCCAGAAUCUGUGCCGAAUGUUGAUUCGAAAACAUUGCAACAAUGGUCGAAAUUGUCUUACGUAGAGAUGUGCAAAACGAUAUCUAGAUUAUUUAUAUCAGAGGAGGAGAUACCGACGGCCGAUUUAAACGGUAAAAGUAAUUGCACGUGCUUAUAUAAAUAGACAAAUAAAGUAUGUUCGCGUGGGACGAAAUGACUACUGCUAUAUUUCAGAGAAUCAGAGUCAUCAGAAAUAGCUUCCGCUAUUCGGAGUCAUUAUAGAUAUGCCAGAAACAUUGUUGUUAAAACCUUUACAAUAGCCAAGUUAAUUUUGGAAAACAAGUCAUUUGACUCGUCUGUGAUGGGGUGGGGGGGGGGGCAGCCUUCAUGGAACAAGUGUGAAGUGUGACAAAAUGGACCAUUCCAUUUAAUAUCUACCCCCCCCCCCCCACACCUGGAAACAAGAUUUCUUAUUUUAGACCCAUUUGGAAAUGGGGGGGGAACAACUUUCUAGUUCCUGCUUGGUUUCUGCUAAUGUGCUUCAAAAAUUCUUUAGCUUUACCAAACACCCUCGGAGAUUUCCAAUUUUUCUCAACUCCUUUGAAAAUACCUGUAGACAAGGUUUACUGGCAAGAAACCCCCUUUGGAAAUCUGCCCAUUUCUUUCCUGAGCCCUUCAGAAAAUUUUCAAUUCUGUUAAUUUUUUUUUUGAAAUUGCGAUUGCCCCUUCAGAAAUUAGAGAUUUGGGGGCCUUUUGGAAAAGUAGAAUUUUCUACCCCCUCAAAAAGUUGUAUCCACUGGGAGUAUAAAUAUUAAAUGGAAUGGCCCAAUGUAUUUGUUGACCAAUAAUUAUAAUAAAUUAUAAACCAUUAAGCUCCAGAUGAGUAAAAUUGUCAGGCAUUAGAGUAAAGAAUAAGGUAGGCUAGGGCUCAAUACAAAAUAAUACAUGGGCAGAUAGUCUGGUAACCCAAUUUAGUACCAGCGCUUUCCCCUUGACAAGUAAAAUUGUGUGGUGUUAGACAGUAAAAUAAUAAAGUAGGGUGCAUUAGGGCACAUUGCAACAGUAUGCAACUUAAUGGGUUAAAGUGUUGUUCUAUAGAGACCUAGAAAUUCAAAAUUUCUGAAAUAUUAAACAUGGUAUUUUUCACCACACACCAUGUUCAUUUAUGCAUUAAUGCACUUUAAAUGAUAUUAUUUUUUAAAUAUACAGGAAUUAUUACUGCAGCAUUUACCAAUGUCUUUGAUCAUGAAGAGAUAAUUCCAGUUCAAAAAGUUGUUGGAGACGUCCACGUAGCAGAACUUUGGCAUGGACCAACAUUGGCAUUCAAAGACCUGGCGCUCACUUGUGUCACUCAGUUCAUUGAAUAUUUCAACAAGAAGAACUCCUGCCAUGUUACUGCUCUUGUUGCGACAUCAGGCGACACUGGCAGUUCGGCCAUCGAAAGCGUACGCAGUUUUAAGAAUAUUGAUAUAAUUUGCUUGUUUCCAAAAGGUGCUUGCUCAAACGUACAAGAACUGCAGAUGACAACCAUUUUGGAUGAAAAUGUACAUGUCUUUUCCGCUGAGGGAAAUUCAGAUGAUUUGGACAUUGUUCUACAGAGUAUUUUGAAGAAGCCGGAUCUUGUAAAGAAAUACAAUCUUUGCACCAUUAACUCUGGAAAUUGGGCUCGUAUCAUGAUUCAGAUCGUACACUAUUUCUACGUUUAUUUUCAAGUGUGUAAUAACCCUGGAGACAAGGUGCAUAUCAUUGUUCCAACCGGUGCAAUGGGAAAUGUAACAGGUAGUUGACUUGUCUACUAUUUAUGGUUAGUAAAUUUGAUAGUGAUUGUCCGAUAAUCGGUAUCAGGCCGUCGAUUUUUGCCUUAUCGGUAGACAAUCGGAAUCGGUAGAAUGAUCUAAUUAUUUCCGAUUGUCUAAAACCGAUUGUUGAGAAAAUAUGCACUUCAAGAAUUAUAUGCAUUGCAUGUUGAUCGUUGAUAGACGUUGCAUUUUAAUGCAAUAUGUUAAAUUAAUGCAGGAAGCAUGCCAUUUAUUUUAAACGGUUUUAACAAUCUUUGGUUGCGAUAACAUUUUAUGUUGGAAAUUAUUGUUAAAAUUCGACAUGAAUGACGUCACCUUUAAUCGGUCGACUGAUAUUAUGACGCCAUUAUAAAAUCGGCAUUCGUAUCAGGUAAGUUGUUGCAUGAAUAAUUGGUAAUCGGUAAUUUCCGAUUGUUGCACACUCAGUCAAUCACUAAAAUUUGAUCUUCGAAAUACAGUAUAUAAAUGCUACCUCCUUUAUCCCCUUGCCCCUGUAUGUCCCUCCAAUAAAUCCAUCCCAGAGUAUAUAUGGUUUCUUUUAAUCCACAUAACAUACCUUGAGUAUCCUUAUUAGAGAUGCCUGACCAAAUAAUUUACUCAUUUUACCUUUCAGCUGGUUGUAUUGCCUAUCUGAUGGGAUUACCAAUAAAAAUAACCUGCACGACAAACAUAAACGACACAGUUCAUCGAGCCAUAACUCAUGGAGAAUAUUGUCCCAAGCAAGCUUCGAUAACUAUUGCACCAGCUAUGGAUAUACAGGUACACAGUUUUGCAUAAACAAAACCAUUGUAAGUUAUAGUUAUUGUAAUUUGACAGUGCAUCUCUGAUUAAUUUCGGUAAUAUUACAUGCAGGUUCCAUCCAACUUUGAGAGAGUGAUAUUUUUGUUCUCUGGAGCAAAGGAAGUACAGGAAUUUCUGUCUAGUUAUGAGAAAAAUGGCAAAAGUGAAGUACCACAGGAGGCACGAAAAAAGGUGUGAUUUUUAUUCUAAAUGGUAUUGAGGGUGUUCCAGUUCUGUAUCCUGUAAUUUCAGUAUGCAACCGUCAUAGUCUGUGUAUUGUUCUUGUUUCAGAUGUCUGCCGUCCUCAGCUCACAUUCUGUCUCUCAUGAAGAAAUGGUGAAUAUUAUGAAACAAUCUUGGUUGGAAUGGAAGUACCUUAUCGAUCCUCACACAGCGACAGGAAUGCAUUUUGCUUGCAACAAGAACAGGUACCAGUAGGGUUAAAGUAUACCAUAUAUGAUAUAUCUCCCUCAGUGUGGUUGAAUGAUUAAUUUCAUUUUUGCUGAUUGUAUUCCUUUCCACCAUAAAUCUGCUAUUCAAAUAUUGCAUAUUUUUAAUAAACUCAAUUAUCUCUCAUUUUCUACAUCGGCUAGUUAUUCAAAAUUAUUUAUCAUUUUUUUGCUUCCAAUCCGGACACUUAGGCUCAAUGGGUUAACUACAGACAUUGUCAGAUUUUUUGGUGUAAAAAAUAUAAGUAGGGUGCAGUGGGGCACAUUUGUGGCUCAAUGGGUUAAUUAUUACCCAUUGAGCCACAAUGCGCCCCAGUGCACCCUACUUAUAUUUUUACACCAAAAAAUCUGACAAUGUCUCUAGGUAACCCAUUGAGCCGUAAUGCCCCCCAGUGCACCCAACUUUUUUUUUACUUGUCUAACGCUUGUCUAACGCCAGACGAUUUUACUUGUCAAUGGGAAGUUCUACAGCUUAAUGGGUUAAUUAGCUCACAUAUUACCCAACCUCAUAGAUUUCAUAUAUAUUGUUCCAAAUUGGAGGAAUUUUAAUUUCACUUACUAAUGCAUUAAAGUUUGCGUACAUUUUAAUACCACAAAAAGCCACAAAUUUAAAUACAAGCAACAUAUUAUGUCAUGAAAUAUGAGAUGAAAUAAAGUGAAAAGGAAAUAAAAGUGAAAAGAAAAAUGAAAACAAUUCCUCUUUCUUAGCGUUGAAAAUGCUUCCUGCUGUGGACAUGUUGUACUAUCAACUGCACACAUGGAUAAAUUCCUGGAAACACUUGCAAUGCUUAACAUCCCACACCAACCUUCAGAGAAAGUACAGCAUUUAUCUGAGAAACCAACAAAGUUCAAGGAAUUGCGGAAAGGCGAAAACUGGCGUGAAAUCAUUUUGAAUACCAUUUUUGCCAUUGACGAAAACUACAAGAACUUAAGCUAAGUUUUCUAGAAUUUAAUUAAGCUAAUUUUUCAAGAAUCAGCAAGAAUUUAAACUUUCAAGAAUUAAAGUAAUUUUUCAAGAAUUUUAACGUUUUCAAUUUAAAUUUUUUCUGAUACAUUGUAAAUGGGUUUCACUAAGCACUAUCAUCAGAGUUUAUCAGUGAGGGUGGGAAAAUAAUCAUUCAAUAGAAUUGAGAGAUUUUAAUUUUCUUACUCGGGUUCAUAUUUUUUUAAAAGGGGUUAAUAUGCUAAGGGACCGGUCAUAAAGUAAAAGGGGGGUGGGCUGGGAAAAAUAGGGGGUGGAUCACUAUUUUUGAGCACGGUUGAAGGGGUGGGUCAUCGAAAGUUUAUAAGUGCAAUCAUAAGGGUGGGCCCAGGGUCUUAGCUAGGAUUUUGGAUCUUGGGCGUGUUUCUAAAUAACCAGGGUGUGCAUAUGUCAAUUACCUCAAAUAGCCAAAUUCACAGUUCAACAACAACAUACAAUGCCUGUGGUUGUUCUGUGCUUUGCAACCAAAUACAAGGCGAGCAUAUACUCAUAUUGCGCACUGUCAUUAAAACAUUAAGUUAUUUCAGCAACUCUUGGGGGUAUUUAAAACUUAAAACCACUUUAAACACACGGUUCCCAUUAUCCAUUAAAACAUCACGGAUCACUUUUGCCAAUUUCAACAACAAAUAAACUUUCUUAUGACGUAAAUAGAAAGAAAUUCUGUCUGUUGUAAGUAGCACCAUCUUAUUUUAUGAACGUACACAGCCUUAUAUAAAUAAUGAAGCCACGUUCAUUUUAUCUAGCCGUGUUUUUCCAUUUUUGGCCGUGAUAACACGGCCUUCUAGCUAAGACCCUGGGUGGGCCAUGUAAAAAUAUGCAGAAAAUUGGGCCCCAGUCAUUUUUUUGUGUUAAAAAUUUCCGCGCAAAGAACAAGAUAUCUGUUUUUUGGGCUAAGUACCGAAAUUUGGUAUGAAAAAUUAAGAUAAAGUCUUUGGAAAGCAAUUGCAAUGUACUUGUACGGAAAAAAUUUUUACCUAAAAAAGUUGUCGAGGGGAGGUAUUGUCUGAAAAACAUUUUUCCAGGAAAAAUUGGAAAAGGGGUGGGUCAUAAUUUUUCAGCACCGAUUUAAGGGUGGGCUACAAAUUUUCGUGCAGCUAUUAAUGGGUGGGCUACCAAAAGUUCAGACACCAAAUAUAUGAUUUUCCCAGCCCACCCCCCUUUUACUUUAUGACCAGUCCCUAAUAUGUAUUGCUUAAUUAAUAUAUACUUACAAUUUUAGCCAACUUUCUAUUUGUAGUAUAGCAGCGUAUACUUGUAAUGUAAAUUUUUCAGUUUAUUCUGUUGUACAUAUGUACAGUAGUCAUUGCUUUAUUUAAGAAAUAAAUAGAAUUUAAGAUGGUUUAAUUUAAUUAUAUUAAGUUUUUCAUAACCUGAUGCAUGGCCGUGACAUGGAUGACAUUGCAUUGUCGUGAACUUGUGUGUAAUAUUCACAGGAGUUGGUUGGAGAAUACAAAUGUCUGAAAGUAAAGAAAAUACUAAUCCG